AUGAACUACAAUGAUGACGUGAUGAACCCCAAACCCAUUCACAACAUUAAUUCUCUCAAUAUAACUCCGGAUAGAAAAACAAUUCUUAUACUUACAAAAGAGUAUCAUAAUUUAUUGCUGGAACCAAUAGAAGGGGUGACUGUCCAUCCAGACGAGAAGAAUAUUUGCAUAUGGUAUUUUCUAAUUCACGGUCCUAUUAACACCCCAUAUUACAAGGGUCUAUAUAUUGGAGUAAUAAUAUUCCCACCAAACUUUCCUUAUAGCCCCCCAGAAAUCCAAAUGAUCUCCCCUAAUGGCAAGUUCAAACCAAGACGAUCAAUCUGCCUUUCGCUUUCAAGCUUCCAUGAAGAAUGCUGGAAUGCUUCUUGGACGUUUGAAAAGAUUAUUGUUGCAUUGGUAUCAUUCAUGGUUUCUGACGAGCUCACUUCGGGAUGCUACAGAAAUGAAAUAAUAACUGAAUUCGAUAAGCUACUAAUUGCAAAAAAUUCAAAAGAAUGGCUCUAUCGCAAUUGCAGCAUUUUUAAAAAAAUGUUUCAAAGCGAAUACCAGAUAAUAAAUAAAAUUUACGAUUCUAUUCUACCGAACAAUUCCAAGAACUAUUUAAUUGAUAUUUUGCUUAAUGAACCACUUCAGAUAUCCACAAAUGUGUUUAAUGUGAAUAAAAGACUAGAGGAUUACAUAGAAAACUAUUCCCAAAUUGAGCUUGUGUUACUGGAUUAUCCUCAAACAAAACGGAAUGAAAUCAUAGAGAAAUUUUUUAAAUUAUCUACAACCCGUGAGGAAAUCCGACAACUAGAAUUGUUCCAUUCGGAAUACUAUCAGAUGAAUGAUGUACCUUCAAGCGACAGUUUUCUUUCUGACGAAGGAGAUGAGGAGGAACCAGAGUUCUAUUCAACAGAAGAUGAAGGGUAA
Molecule: messenger RNA, 912 nt
Organism: Debaryomyces fabryi
Lineage: Eukaryota; Fungi; Ascomycota; Pichiomycetes; Serinales; Debaryomycetaceae
Product: ubiquitin-conjugating enzyme E2
Exons: 1
Coding region: 1-912 (303 amino acids)
Source: RefSeq, a predicted model, not a curated record